AGGAAAGAGUUUUACAAGAGAGUAGGGAAAGCUUGGAAGAGGGGUUACUUGCUGUACGGACCACCCGGAACAGGGAAGUCUAGUCUUGUCGCAGCCAUGGCUAACUACCUAAAGUUUGAUGUUUAUGAUCUUCAGCUAGCCAGUGUGAUGCGUGACUCUGAUCUAAGGAGGCUUUUACUAGCCACACGUAACCGCUCCAUUCUUGUCAUAGAAGAUAUCGAUUGCGCAGUGGAUUUGCCAAACAGAGUGGAGCAGCCGGUUGAUGGCAAGAACCGUGGCGAGUCUCAGGGACCAUUGACGUUGUCGGGGCUGUUGAAUUUCAUAGACGGACUAUGGUCAAGCUGUGGAGACGAGCGGAUUAUAAUAUUCACAACAAACCAUAAAGAUAGGCUUGACCCGGCAUUGCUACGUCCGGGUCGUAUGGAUAUGCACAUUUACAUGGGACAUUGCUCUUUCCAAGGAUUCAAGACUUUAGCCUCCAACUACUUGGGUUUGAACGAUGCCACAAUGCCACACCGUCUCUAUCCGGAGAUUGAGCGUUUGAUCGACGGGGAGGUAAUCACGCCGGCGCAAGUGGCAGAGGAGCUGAUGAAGAGCGAGGAUGCUGACGUGGCUCUUGAGGGUUUGGUGAAUGUUUUAGAGAAAAUGAGGUUAAAAUCCGAGGAAUCGAAUCCGGUGAUGAUGAAGAAGAAAGAGAGUAGAUUGGAGAUGGAAGAGAUGAGCAUAAGGCGUGAUACAGAGGGUUCUCCGAGGAAGAACAGCAAAAGAAUUAAGAAACUUGUUCUGUUUUGGACCUAAUCGUGUGUUACAUGAUCCAUUAGUUCAAAUGAGAUUAUGAGGGAACAAAAAAAAAAGUAGACGUAAGAGGCUAAUUACAACUCUAAGUUAAGUUCAAAAGUUUGGAAUUCUCUGAGAUAUGAUGAUAUAAGUUGAAUGUUUUCUUCAGAAAUUUCUCAUAUGUUUAUUUUGUAGGGUUGCAUGUGAACCAUUAAUGUAAGAGGCAUUAUGAAA
Messenger RNA from Camelina sativa (false flax), 1011 nucleotides. Its product is annotated as AAA-ATPase At5g17760. Gene Ontology annotation, molecular function: ATP hydrolysis activity; ATP binding. The record is from RefSeq and is a predicted model, not a curated record. NCBI's taxonomy places the organism in Eukaryota, Viridiplantae, Streptophyta, Magnoliopsida, Brassicales, Brassicaceae.